UAACCCAAAAGGAAAGAGCCCAAACCAUGAGCAUGACCCAAACCAUGUCUCACCCUAAUGACUGGGCUCAGUUCUACCGCCAGAUCAACUUCUCCGGCCAGCCGUCCCAGCCCGUCGAGAUCCCCGCGCCGCAUCCGCCAUCAGUCCCCGACCACCAUGUCGGAACGCUGGAUACCUCGUCGUCCCUAUCCGCUGCAGUAGGCGCAUCCGGCAGCAGUCCCGUGCACGGCAGCAGCUCGAGUGCUGGCGCCCUCAACGCCGGUGGACGGGUCGCGAAGCCCAAGCGGAGACGGUCCAGGGCCUCCCGGCGCACCCCAACUACCCUGCUGAGCACCGACACCACGAACUUCCGGGCCAUGGUGCAACAGUUCACGGGAGGCCCCGGGGCUCACUUCCUCGCGACAGUCGGGACAACCAGGCCCGGCGCACUGAACAUCAACUUCGGGCUCGAGCCGGGCAGAGCCCACAUCAAUCCUCCGGGACUAUUCCACGGGCAGCACCCGCUCCAGCACCAUGGCGCCGAUCACCGUCCGGCAUUCAGUCACGUCAUGCAAGACCAAGCGUACAUGAACAUGCUUUCUCUGGACCACCGUGGAGCAACUUCCCCCGAGUUCCCUCCAAGGCCGCCUUUCAUGCAAUAAUCAAUAAGCCGGAUAGAAUGAGACCGAUGGAGCGCAUUACAGUCACGUACGGGGACUGAAGAUAGUUGGCUGAUUUUGGAUCGAGUCGGGGUGAUGACGUGAGGUAUCACGUCGGUCAAAUAUUGAGACGUGCUUCUAGAUGACGGUCGGCGAUGGGAAUCAGAUAGGGCCGCCAUCGUUUCCUUAAGAAAGUGAAAAACGUGAGCAAUAGCAAGUAAAUUAUCCUGACGGGGACAUAAAGGCAGGAUUGUUAGGUAUUGACUUUUGUCUUUUACUGCACGAACAUUGACUUAUGUGUGUGAAUAAGUACAAUAUUAUAUUGCAUUGCAUUGGGGUUGGGGUUGGGGGAUACAAAGAUUAUUCCUAGGUACAGCUCAAAUAGUAGAAGACCCAAUUGAUCUACGGGGCAGUAAUUUUUAAUUUAGGGGUUGAUUAAUUAAGCACUGGAGUUGGAUUAAUUAACUGUCGUUGCAAAGUCCGCGGUGGUCAUGUACCUUUUGGAUCCUCAAGUUGAAUGAAAUGUUCCUCGUCUUUUCUGUAUCUUAACUGAUUACAUAUGUACGUUUCAAUUUCAUAAUGUUAUGUAUUAUUUGGUCAUCA
Messenger RNA from Punica granatum (pomegranate), 1241 nucleotides. The record is from RefSeq and is a predicted model, not a curated record. NCBI's taxonomy places the organism in Eukaryota, Viridiplantae, Streptophyta, Magnoliopsida, Myrtales, Lythraceae.